AUGUCUCUUGAAGUCAGCUCUACGAACGUUAACCAAGCAACCAUAAAAUAUCAGAUGCGGAAGCCCAGCAUCACAUUUCUUGUCGAAUGCGACCGAUGCUUUGAAUCUGCCGAGCCCGUGGGUUGCACGGGAUCCGGAACGCCUUGCGUCGCCUGCGACGCCCGCGCCGCUGUCUGCACGUUGUAUGGGGUGGGUGUAGAUGGCAUUAUACGAGUGAACGGCGUGGGCCCGGUCGCGUUCUUCGACGGCCGCUCUUUCUGGCUGGUCAAAGACAUGAAGGACUCCGGUCGGGCGGUCGCGGAGGGUGUCGUCGACUUUACCAUCACGCACCUGCGAAAAGGCGACUGGAAGCGCUGCCAGGGCCCUUCGGUCGAAUGCCCCUUCGAUGUCAUCCCGCUGCAGUUCAAGUUCAGCCGCGAGCACGCGCGGAAGGUGGCGGCCCGAGCACUUUUUAUACAGGGUCAUUCGAAGACAUACGGCGGGUGCAGGGAACAGGAGUUUUUGAAGCUUGGCGACGGCUUGCCCAGAUACGGAAUCAAUUACAGCGACACUCCGUCCCGCCGCAUACGCCCGUGCUUCAGGCCUAGAUCGUCGAGCAAGCGGGAUAGGAGUCCAUCCCCGGAGCCAACUGCACUGAAGACGCAAAAGCUCGAGUUGGAGGAGACCAGCGUCGCGUCCACCAGCAGUGAUUCUUCUAUUCCCAUUCCCUCCUCGCCGUCGGCGGGCGCGACCCCGGGGCCCGUCGUCCCUGAUACGCGAACUUUGCGGAGCCUCCGCCUUGCGCUUGAUCAGUGGAACGUCGUCUGUGAGCUGCUGAUCGCGUCGGCGUUUGCGGUAGACAACGUCCUCUCUGGAUUGCACUGGGACGACGCGGUGUACGCGGAGUUGGAUCGGCUGCAAGGAUUCAACGGGUACGACGCAAUUCGUCGGUUCUUCCGCGACCGGAGGCGGCUCGCUCGGGCGCUGAGACACCCGCUGCCGGAUGGGUUGCAGGUGUAUGAAAACAACGAGGACGAUGAUAGAGAGCUGUAUGAGACGGUGGGGGAUCAAGACGAUGAGCUCCUCUAG
This is a messenger RNA of Epithele typhae, 1068 nucleotides long. RefSeq lists its product as uncharacterized. The transcript has 3 exons. Lineage: Eukaryota; Fungi; Basidiomycota; Agaricomycetes; Polyporales; Epitheliaceae. The coding region runs from base 1 to 1068 and encodes 355 amino acids. The record is from RefSeq and is a predicted model, not a curated record.